This is a messenger RNA of Juglans regia (Persian walnut), 863 nucleotides long. Its product is annotated as protein LOL1-like. Lineage: Eukaryota; Viridiplantae; Streptophyta; Magnoliopsida; Fagales; Juglandaceae. The transcript is spliced from 6 exons. Bases 160 to 600 code for a protein of 146 amino acids. The record is from RefSeq and is a predicted model, not a curated record.
UUGUUUAAAAUCUGAAAGUUUGUACUGAAGGAAACGUCUCCAAUUCUCUCCCUUCUUUGUCGAAGAAUAAGAAUGGGAGGAUUAGAGCGUUCUGCAUGUCUCUGGCAGUGAACUAGAAAGAGCUUGGAAGAGAAAAGAGUAAUUCUGUGAGAUUUUAUUAUGCCAGUUCCGCUUGCUCCAUAUCCGACACCUCCAGCGCCAUAUACACCACCUGCAAAUGGUGCACAGAGCCAUCUUGUGUGCUCUGGAUGUCUAAACCUUUUACUUUACCCUGUUGGAGCAAUGUCUGUUUGCUGUGCUGUUUGCCACGCAGUCACUGCUGUGCCACCUCCAGGCACAGAAAUGGCCCAGUUGGUUUGUGGCGGCUGUCACACCUUGCUCAUGUUCAUCCGUGGAGCAACAAGCGUCCAAUGCUCUUGCUGUCACACAGUCAAUCUAGCCAUGGAAGCAAACCAGGUGGCGCACGUCAAUUGUUGCAACUGCAGGAUGCUAUUGAUGUACCAAUAUGGAGCCCGAACCGUGAAAUGUGCAGUCUGCAAUUUUGUGACAUCAGUUGGGGCCUCAGCAAGCACGAGUGCUGAACAGAAGUUCAACAAUUAAAACAUCUAUACAUGAGCUACUAAGUUGUUGUUACAGAUUCUACAACCUGGUUUUUCAUAUCAUGAAACUGCCCAUCAGUGCAUCUUUCAGCAAGCCGAGGGUUUUUCUUUUCGUCAGUUGUACAGAGUUAUUUUAGCAUUAAUGCGUGAUGCUUUUGAUGAUGAAUAAAGUUGGAGUUAGAAGUAUGAAAACUAUUCUGUCAGAUGACUUUUGAGUGCAUGCUUUUGGAACUGUUCAGAUAAGAAGAAGUUCAUUUUCCUUUA